CGCCCAGGCGUCAGGGGUCCUUCAGGCUCACGGCGCUCGAUUCUGAUCGCCGAGUGUGUUGAAUGUAGUUUAGAUCGCACGGCGGUAUAAAAUUAUACUUUCGCUAUUAUUAGGGAGGCUUUACUAACUCGGUGUCAUGGAGGAGGUGGAUGUAGAGCCCAGUACCACGCUCAUUCCCGGCGCUGGGUUUCAUCAGAAGCACCUGGGCUUCGAAUGGGGUCCCGGAGAUAUGUUAGUGUAUGAGACGAGCCACAAACUGCAAGGUCCGAGGUCCGCCGGCUGCCCGCUCGUUCACGUCGUGAGGAAAGACGAAGACAUCUGCUCUCCCAUCCUGCGCAAGCUCUUCAACGAGUCCCACCUCAUCUUCGUAGGGCUGCAGAAAACCAAAGAGGACGCGCCCAGCAAAAACAAGAAGUCGCAGUUUGUGAGCAUCAGCAAGAACUACAGGUCUGUGAUCAGAGCGUGCAUGGAGGAGCUGCAGCAGAACGCAGUUUCAGCACGAGACGGCUCUUUAGCAUCGCAGUAUGGAGAUCAGGUCUCUAUUCUCCUGGCCGUCGAGCUCAUAUGGAACUUGUGCGAGGUCCUCUUCAUCGACGCCGCUCCAGCCGGGUCUCUGCUGCUGCACCUGCUGGACUGGGUGCGUCUGCACAAGUCGGACGUGGACUCGAGAGCGAGGGAGGUGUUAGGGAGCGACAGCCCCGCCGAGCAUCAGUCCUACUGGGACGUGGUCAUCAGUUUAGUCCUGCAGGGCCGAAUGGAUGAAGCUCGUCAGGUGCUCUCCAAACAGGCGUCUCUGCGAGCCGAGAGCAGCUCUGUGUUCAAACGCAUGGACGGCCUGCUUCAGACCAUGCCCAUGUUUAACCCCACAGGAAGUCAAACGCUGACCGAGUUUGACGUCAAAUGGAGACACUGGCACGAGGAGUGUGACCGCUGUCUCCAAGACAACACCUUCGCUAGCAACCGUCACCUGGAGACCGUCUGCAAGGUCCUGGUCGGGGAUGAGGACACGUUACUGGAGCAGAAGGAGCUGCUGAGCACCUGGUAUCACUUCCUGGUCACACGGCUGCUCUUCACUCACCCCACCAUCAAACCGCCGGAGCUGCACUACUACGCUCAAUCGAGCAUGAACAUGUUUCUGGGUCCGCGGGCGUCUCCGGAGCCUCUGGACAUCAUCCUGCUGUCGGCCUUCGAGUUCGACCUGCAUCAGGUGAUCAAGGACUGCAGCAUCGCGCUCAAUAACUGGUGGUUCGUGGCUCAUCUGACAGACCUGCUGGACCACUGCAAACUUCUGCAGUCACACAACCUCCAUUUUGGGUCUAAUCUGCGUGAGUUUCUGGUCUUGGAGUACGCCUCGGGUCUCUUCACACAUCACAGUCUGUGGCAGCUGGCGGUGGAUUACUUCGAUCACUGUCCCGAGUUCGGUCGUGUGUAUCUGGAGCUGCAGAUCGAGAGAGUCCCGCUCGACACCGGGCGCAAAGCCGUUAAAGUCCUGCGGAUCUGUGAGGACAGACAGAUGAGUGAACAGGUGCGCAGCAUCUGUAAGAUCAUGUCUAAGCGGGCUCUGAGGAACAACAGACUGGGAUCUGCUCUGUCCUGGAGCAUCAGGGCCAAAGACGCAGCGUUCGCUACACUCAUCUCUGAGAGGUUUCUUCAGGAUUACAGUAACAAAGGCUCCUUCGCGGAUCUGGAUUUGUUGGAUAAUCUGGGUCCUGCCAUGCUGCUCAGUGACAGACUGACGUUUUUAGGAAAGUACCGUGAGUUUCACAGGCUUUACGGCGAGAAGCGUUUCUCCGAGGCGGCCCGACUGCUGCUGUCCCUCAUGACGGCGAGGAUCGCCCCGCGCAGCCUGUGGAUGACCCUGCUGACCGACGCGCUGCCGCUGCUGGAGCAGAAAGAGGUGAUCUUCUCGGUGGAUCAGACGUAUGAGCUCAUGUCCUGUCUGGAGGAGCUGAACUCUGGGACCAAAGACUCGAACCAGACAGACCAGGUACAAAUCAUCCAGAACAUCCGAGGGAAGCGUAUUAGUUGUGAAUUAGCAUGUCAUUUUCUGCUGCGUUUCAGGAUGAAGAUUUUGAGUCCACGAAGACGGAGCUCCUGCGACUGGCUCUGGCCCGUAACCUCGCCAUGGCCAUCGUGAAAGAGGGAACAACAGAAACAUGAAUACAUCCAGUCACUCACAGCUGUUUUCCAAUCGCUCUGUGUCCUGUACAUAAUUCAGAAACUUGAGUAAAAACGUGACGUCUUUUAUAAAACAUUUUCCAGUAUUUGCAAAAA
Puntigrus tetrazona (Sumatra barb) is the source of this 2274-nucleotide messenger RNA. It is a transcript of the gene nup85, whose product is annotated as nucleoporin 85. The transcript has 18 exons. NCBI's taxonomy places the organism in Eukaryota, Metazoa, Chordata, Actinopteri, Cypriniformes, Cyprinidae. Gene Ontology annotation, cellular component: nuclear pore outer ring. Gene Ontology annotation, molecular function: structural constituent of nuclear pore. Bases 137 to 2137 code for a protein of 666 amino acids. Gene Ontology annotation, biological process: positive regulation of DNA-templated transcription; protein import into nucleus; mRNA export from nucleus. The record is from RefSeq and is a predicted model, not a curated record.